AUGAAUGGACCAUCCAAUACCAGCAGAGAUCCAGGUAAGGAAGAUGGCAGAAAGAGCACACGAAGAAAGGCUUGUGAUACCUGUCAGCGCAGAAAGAUUAAAUGCGAUCUCUCCACCAAACCCAAGUGCUCGCAAUGCGAGAAGAUGGGAAUCGCUUGCACUCGGAAUCUGCAGAGAUACCAGGCAAACUUAAGAAGGCAGGCGAUGAUCAAUCAUCUGGAAGGAAGUCUUGAGCGCAUGGAGUCUCGUCUGCAGGGUCUUGGUUUUACCGUAGGCGAAAAUGAUACCAUAAUCGGUCCUUCAUCAUCAGAGGGAGUUGGUGAUAUCUCACCGUUGAGGUUGUCAUUAAGUCCCACGGAUCGUAGUCCUCGGGUUGAGGACGUCGAUGAUACAGAUUGGGGCAACAUCUACACAAGCCCGCCUCCAGGGUCGAUCCGUUCAUCAGCGAGCAGAUCCCCAAGCCCUCAUAUGCCAAACCUAUUUGGGCAAUCAAGUCAACCACAAGCGGCAGUACCAUGCUUUAACGUUCCGAGAUAUCUCGGAGGUAUAUUGAACUCUGGCUGCUUCUCCAUGAUUUCACAAGAGGGCUUAGAAUGGAUAGCGCAGAAGACUGGUGGCGAAUCAAUGGACCAUUUAACACGCCUCGUCCUAACGGAGGAGCGUGACGGUUUCAUAGCCGACUAUCCACUCCACUGCAUAUCACCCAGGAGAUUAUUCUGUCCUCUCCCACCUCAGGAGCAUAUCAUACGUCUUGUCGAACGGUAUUUGGAGGACUUCAAUGUCACAUUUCCCUUGUUCAGACGGUCGGACCUUUUACUCCUCUUUGAAAGAGCGCAUCUUGAUAUGCGCUAUCAAAGUCCAGGCCAGUGGGCUAUCAUGAAUGCUGUUUUGGCAGUUGCCUACAUGCUUCCUGACAAUGGGGUUUCUAAGCAGCCGGAUCAUCAGAAAAGCUGGCUUCUUCUGAAGAAUGCUCUGGAGGCUGUCAACGAGCUUUAUUUGGGUCCGCCCGAUCUUCGGGGUCUUCAGGGUCUUUUAGUAAUGGUUGUUCUCUUUAUGGCGGCAUCGGCUGCACGGCCUUGCAGUUUUCUAAUAUCCGUCGCUAUCCAUAUUAGCGACCAACUGGGUUUGGGUACGACCGAAGACAUCUCGAUCUUUACCGAAGAGGAGAAACAGGAGCGGCAGACGGUUUUUUGGCUUGCUUACUGCCUCGAUAGGGAAAUCUCCUUCCGAUUCGGUGAACCACCAGUACAAAAUGACGAAGCCAUCAGCGCAGCUCUACCAUUGAAUGCACCAAAUUGUCUCGUCUACUCCAUGCCAACAAACGACCGGGCAGGGACCUUCAGCGCCUUCGCAUCAGCCUGCAAACUUGCACAGAUCAGAGGCGAGAUCUACCAACGCCUCUACUCCGCUUCGGCUACGGAUAGGCCGUUCCAUCAGAUCCUCGCCUCAGUCGGAGAUUUGGAUAGGAAACUACAAGCAUGGAAGGAUAGUCUCCCGUCUGAGUUUCAGCCCGAAUCACCUACACUCUUCCAUUCCCCUCCAGUAUCCUUGAUACUACUACACAUGCACCACACAUACCACAACUGCAUGAUCGCCAUUCAUUCUCUAAUUGCCGCCCGAGGCAUCAAUUCUGCCCAAGAUCUCUCAGACCAUCCUGGGUAUACCAUCAACCCGGAUUCUCUAUCGAAUCCCCGGGUUCUACUUUCAGCAUCCCUGACCUCCAAAGCUGCCCGUGCUUCGAUUGGCUUGAUGAAGUAUCUCCCGAAGGAUGACAUCUCCCUUGGGUUAACGAUGUAUUUUCCCACCGUUGCACUAAGAACACUGGCCUCGAGUAUUGUUCGCAAUCCCCGCGAUACAGGCCAGAUCUAUAAUAUGAGGAUUCUCGAUCAGGCAGAAGCAUUUCUAUCGUCGACGUGUUCGGACACUACUAGCGAAGGGAUGAAGCGAUUGGUGAAGAAUUGCGCCGAGUUUCGCUCGCUCGCUGAGAGGGCAAUGAAGGAAUGCUAUUAA
Messenger RNA from Aspergillus tubingensis, 2010 nucleotides. RefSeq names its product transcription factor domain-containing protein. The transcript is spliced from 8 exons. Gene Ontology annotation, molecular function: DNA-binding transcription factor activity, RNA polymerase II-specific; DNA binding; zinc ion binding. Lineage: Eukaryota; Fungi; Ascomycota; Eurotiomycetes; Eurotiales; Aspergillaceae. Bases 1 to 2010 code for a protein of 669 amino acids. Gene Ontology annotation, biological process: regulation of DNA-templated transcription; DNA-templated transcription. The record is from RefSeq and is a predicted model, not a curated record.